Magnolia sinica is the source of this 1117-nucleotide messenger RNA. Its product is annotated as DNA topoisomerase 2-like. Lineage: Eukaryota; Viridiplantae; Streptophyta; Magnoliopsida; Magnoliales; Magnoliaceae. The coding region runs from base 499 to 900 and encodes 133 amino acids. The record is from RefSeq and is a predicted model, not a curated record. The transcript has 6 exons.
UGGGGAGUCUCAGUGAUCUGGAGUAUGGGAUGAAAAAUUUACUUUCUACUCCUAAAGUUCAGAAGCCUGUUUUUGAUGGUAAUGAUCAGACAGAGCCAGUAAGUGUCACUGGCCUAGAAACGUUCUCUCUGAGUUACAAGGUGCAAUGGCCGUUGUCCCUUGUGAUUUCCAGAAAAGCCUUGACAAAGUAUCAGUUGAUUUUUCGAUUCCUGUUUCAUUGUAAACACGUCAACCGCCAACUUUGUGAAGCAUGGCAAGUCCAUCAAGGGGUUCGUGCUUUUAACAAAUUGGGAACAACCAUCUCCUGCUCUGCAGUGCUUUGCCGCAGCAUGCUUAAAUUUAUUAAUAGCCUUUUACAUUAUUUGACAUUUUUGUAAGCUCUGUCUUAUUUUCAAUGGCAUAUCGUUUUAUUGUCAUUUUUUGGAACCAAAGUUCUUUUGUUCAUUGCAAUAAUUCCUUGUACGCCAUUCGUAGGUUCUUGAACCCAAUUGGCAUGUGAUGCACAAUAGACUUCUAACUGCAAAGAGCAUAUAUGAGGAUCAUGAGAAGGAAGAAGGCCAGGUGGAGGAGGUGACAGGACAGAUGGAGGGCAGGGCAGGCAAGCCUCUCACUAAGGCUUCUAGACAAGUUGGAAAGAACCCAAGAAAGAACAACACCAAGAAAGCCAAUGAAGCAGAUACUGUUGUUGAAUCUGUAGCAUCAGUUAGUACUACAAUUGAAACUGGACAUGUUUCUGAGGGGGUAAAACCCAAAGGCAGGGGAGCUCUGAAGAAGGCUCCUGCUAGAAAGAAAAUGCCGACUGCCGUUGAUAGUGAAGAGGAAGAUGAUGAGGUGCUCGAGCUAAAAGAACGACUGGUAGCGUAUAACAUUGAUUCUCCUUCAGAUCAAACAGGUAUAUGAUCAUCCAUGUGCAGUAAGCUUUCGGAUCAAAGUGAAGCUAAGAAUAGGGUGUUAGUUGAUUGCAAAUUGAUAACCAGUAGAUGCACAUCUAUGGAGUUUUCGCUUGCGAUUGUUGAGAAGCUAUUUGGCUGCGAGAAGGCAUUGGAUCUUACUGUUAAUGAGAAUUUUAAAUAGACAUAUAACUAUUAUGUUGGCAUUGUACUUUUGUGAAUAGAAA